Messenger RNA from Metopolophium dirhodum (rose-grain aphid), 1362 nucleotides. RefSeq lists its product as uncharacterized. The coding region runs from base 68 to 1135 and encodes 355 amino acids. Lineage: Eukaryota; Metazoa; Arthropoda; Insecta; Hemiptera; Aphididae. The record is from RefSeq and is a predicted model, not a curated record. The transcript has 8 exons.
AUUUUUAGUAAUUAGUUGCUAUCAUAUUAAGUAGAAACAAUAUCCGAGAUAUAAUAUAAUAAUUAAAAUGAAAAUUAUAAUAGUUCUUAUUUUUUGUAUUUUUUGUCCUCCAUUGACAACACAAGGUAAAGCGGCCGUCAAAAAUCAGGUAAUUUGUAAUAUAGCUGGAAGAGCGUGGAGAAGUACUUAUGUAUUCGAUAUAUGCAUGCUGCCAGAACGUUGUGAUAUUAUUGAUGUAGGUCAAUAUGCUUUUGACCGUGAUAAUGGUGUUGAUACCCAUAUAAAGGAGUCGGAUAAAGAUAUAAUAAGAACCUUAGUAGAAGCUAACAAGACUGUUUACACACGCAUUGGGUUCAGAGGUGGUAAAGAUGAAUGGAUCCCAAUAUUUAAUCCCACGGAUGAAAAAGUAUUUCAGAAGCAAACAUUUGAUCCAUUAGUCAAUUUUUUAAAUACAUUUAAAAUUAACGGACUUAUUAUUAAUUGUGAAGACAUAUAUAGUAUUGCCACAGAUGAUAUUGAUAAAAAAAUUAGUAACUUUGUGUCUGCGAUUAAAAGUAAAGUUGAUAAAUUAAUAGUUGGUAUAACUAUUUCUGGGAAGUCCUAUAAAAAGUUUGAAAAUAAUACGCUAUUUGAUUUUACAAUAACAAAUCAAGUGUUGGAUCUUUAUAUCAUUAAUUGGGCAUACUUAAACGAUUGUGAAAAAGAUACCGUUAAAACUGGUAUGAGUCCAGUUACAUCAGCUAAUCCAAAUGUCACAACUAUUGCAAAAGUUUCUAGUAGUGUAGCUAAUUCAAAAAUGGAGAAAUCGAAAAUAUAUGGUAUGGUUCAAUUACUUCCAUACAUUCCAACAAAACUUCUUUCAAAAGAAUCUAUGUAUUGUAUCACAACGUAUUCUAUAUAUUGUAGCAGUACCAAUAAAGCAAAUUCAUCUCAAUGGUGUACUGACCCUUCACAACUUUUAUAUGAUCAAGGAGUACACGCAAAAAAUGUCUACGUUGGAAUUGUCCUAGAACAGCUUGAUACAGAUGAUUACGAGAGAAAAUGUGAAUGUGGCCCAUUUCCAGUAACAAACAUAGUUCUUGAUGGAUGGACAGGAUCUCCUUUUAAAACUUGUCCUAAGCUAGAUCAAAAUUAACAGAUUUUAAUGAAAAUAUUAUAUAUAAAAAAAUUAUCAUGUUUUACUCUAUGUAGUAAUAACUAGUACUCGGACUUAUAUGCAUUAAAAACCAACUAAAAAAGCGCUAAAUAAUGUUAUUUAUGCAAUAAAAUGUGGAAAAAUAAAAAUUAUAAAAGAAUUAGCAAAAAAAAUUGAAUUUUUGGAAUGUUUAAUAUUAAUAAAACAAUAUAUUUUAAACUAUGAAA